GGUGUCCGAAGUUUCUUGGCUUGUCUACGAUACACGAGCAACCUCACACUGCGUGACUGCUUCGGCGAGGUGAUUGUGGUCGCGGCGCUCCAACCUCAUCGAAAAAUCGCAGCUGCAAAGCUCAAACACCAGCGUACAGCAUGGCACGCCUCCUCCGCAUCCUUAUUGCGCUGAGCGCGACCGCUGCAGCUCUGGUCCCGAGCUGGCAGCAGCAGCUCGAUAGAGUGUUCCUAGACAUCGAUAUGAAGCCGCGGACGCGCUCGCGGACGCUUUUCAAGGUCAUCGAGCGGCGCGAGGAGAUCCUGACCGACGUGCGCAGCGCUGUCGAUAGCAUCCGGGAGAAGGGCUUCAAGGAUGGCCACGGCGAGGCUAUCGAUUUGCUCUUCCCGAAGGGCACGAUCAUUCGUGGCGACCUCGAGGGGUUACAAUCUCUGAGGAAACAACUCCCCGAGGCCAUCGAAGACCUCCGCAAGACGCGGCCGACGAACACCGCGACGACGCCGUCGCCGCCGACGCCCGAGGACCUGCGAAAAGUCGCAGAGAAGCUCCGCGACGGCUCGCUCCAGUCAGACAUAGAGGAGGAGCUCAAGAACGCGCUCCGGAGCACGCCCAAGGGCCUCGAGACGCCCAAGUACUCUAUCGAUAAAACCUUUGGCGACUGCGAGGUGCGGACCUACGAGGCCUACGCCGUCGCCGAACUGACGGAGCAGCGACCGGACGGCGACGCAUUUAAUAUUCUGGCCGCCUAUUUGUUCGGCAAGAAUUCUGAGGACAAGGCCAUGGCCAUGACGAUGCCUGUCGAGAUGGUCGACGGUGUGAUGUCCUUUGUCCUGCCGAAGGCGGACGCUGAUGCGCCGCCGGCGCCGACGGACGACAAAGUUACGAUUGGGGAGCGGCCGGCGCGGACCGUCGUGGCGCUGCCGUUCCCGGGCGUGGCGACGCCGGAAGAGAUCGAGCGCCAGCGCUCGAAGCUGGCGGACGUCUUGAAGGCGGAGGGGCUAGAGGCCGCGGACGACUCGUACACGGUGCUCCAGUACAACUCGCCGUUCACGAUCCCCUGGCGGCGCCGCAACGAGCUCGUUGUGGCGCUAGCUGAGAAGCCGAAGCCGCUCGUGCGACGGAAGGCCCGGGGCGAUCGGGGCCCCGCGCCGCCGGCCAUGCCGCGCGCGGCUUGGAGCGGGUCCCCGUUCCCGGCGAAACGCGGCGCGCCGGCCGCGGCGCCGCCCGCGAGCGAUCCGUCGGGGUCGUACCUGGAGUCGCUCUAGACGAGUCCCCGUAUAAAUCAAGUACUUGUUGCAUGGGUU
Molecule: messenger RNA, 1304 nt
Organism: Pelagomonas calceolata
Lineage: Eukaryota; Pelagophyceae; Pelagomonadales; Pelagomonadaceae
Source: the annotation of a GenBank genome assembly